AUGGAGACACUACGCAAAUCAGCGAACCGACACCUCGCAUUAGCUGACGGUGAGCAUGACGUUGUGAACGACCGUGUCCAGCGAGUUGAAGAGACACUGAGCGAGAUAGACGAGAGAAUGGCCCAAGUCAACCAUCGGCUUGACCGCGUCCUGGAAUGCAUCGAUGCACUCGUGCAGACCGUUGCUGCGACUCAGCAUUCUACUCAAGCUAAUGUUGAAGCUUCUAAUCAGUUUCAAGAGGCGGCAGCGGUAGCAGAACUGAGGGCCCACAUUGAAGCUAUGGGGCGUGUUCAGGAGCUGGUUCAGCAGACAGCUGCAGCCGUGGCCGAUAUCCAGCAACAGCCAACUGACACCCCGGGUCAGACCAAUAAACUUUCACGUCCUCGUGAGCAAGACACUGAGAUGGAAGCGCCAGCUGAGAGAAAACUGCGCAGAAUGGAGACGAAGCCGCCUGUGUUUGAAGGCGAUAUCGACGGUGUCAAGCCCGAUAGUUUCAUAUUCCAGUUUGAAGCGUAUUUUACCUUCACGGGCGACCUUGCUGAGGAUGACGUCGUGGUGGCCCGAGAACUCGGCCAGUGCGUGAACAGAGAUUGCUCUCUUCGUCGUUCACUACUAUACCAGCGGUCUGUUCACCGGGCGCACAUCAGCUAG
Molecule: messenger RNA, 651 nt
Organism: Phytophthora nicotianae INRA-310
Lineage: Eukaryota; Oomycota; Peronosporomycetes; Peronosporales; Peronosporaceae
Exons: 1
Coding region: 1-651 (216 amino acids)
Source: RefSeq, a predicted model, not a curated record